GGGGAUCUCCGACCGCAGUCUAGAUCUUACUUUCUUCCCUGAAGUACUAUUCGGUUCUUAGCUUGUGAACUGGUAAAAGGUGGUGACAUUUCAAGUGAAAAGUUCAAAGUGCGUGAUCUAAAAAUGAAGUUUCUGAUUUUGAUAGCGCUGCUGGGAUCGGCUUUUGCAUUUCCUCAACACAAUAACGAUUACGACCACCAGCAACAUCACCAGCAGCAAAAUAUCGAAAAGCGAAAUCAUGAAACCACCACAUGGAUUCCAAUUCUAAAAUACAAUAAGGAACAAGGCGAAGAUGGCAGCUAUAAAACCGAGUAUCAAACCGGCAACAACAUAGUUCACGAAGAAUCCGGCUACCUGAAGGACUUCUCCGAUGCGCACCCGAACGGAGUUCUGGUGCAGCAGGGUGCCUAUUCAUACGAGGCUCCCGACGGUCAGAUUAUUCAAGUGCAGUACACCGCCGACGAGAAGGGAUUCCGUGUGACCGGUGACCACCUACCCACCGAACCACCAAUCCCGGAAGGCAUUCGCAAGGGUCUGGAGGAGAUCUACGCUGGUAUCAAGCGCCGCGAGCAGGAGGCAAAGUCCAACCCGAAGUACGCGGAAACGGCUGCACAGCGGGCGGAACUCGAUUACAACGGACAGUACUACCACCAGUGAGCGGGGGUAGAUUUUAGACUUAGAGAGUAUUCGUGUGUGUAUUUAUAUUAGAAUUAACUGAAGCUGGAAUGCUUACUAACUUAGUGACGACUCAUGUUAAAUGUUGGUUUCUUGUUAAGGCUCAUGCGUCGAGCGUGGCAGCAAGAACGACUUUUGUAAAAAGAAGACUGUGAUUUCCUUUCUUCAGCGUAUUGCGGGUAAUUAUUCACGAAAGAGUCGAAUAGCUAAUCCGUAAGCGAUGGAAUACAUUUUGAUUCGCUAUA
Messenger RNA from Armigeres subalbatus, 920 nucleotides. RefSeq names its product endocuticle structural glycoprotein ABD-4 (gene Cpr49Ah). Gene Ontology annotation, cellular component: chitin-based extracellular matrix. The record is from RefSeq and is a predicted model, not a curated record. Lineage: Eukaryota; Metazoa; Arthropoda; Insecta; Diptera; Culicidae. Bases 124 to 657 code for a protein of 177 amino acids. The transcript is spliced from 3 exons. Gene Ontology annotation, molecular function: structural constituent of chitin-based larval cuticle.